AUGGAUUUGCGUGUUGCUGUUGGAGAAGGCGAUGUGGAGGCGCUGCUUCGAGCGUGUGACGAGAGGAACGAGGAAGAGGUAGCACGCUUGUUGCAGGAGCACGUGUAUGCAGAGGAUGCACUCAGACUGGCCAUGCAAAAGGCGUGCACUCAGAACAACACCCAGUGCCUGCGAAGCCUGCUGCGGCACGAGCCAAGACUGCUGCUGAACCGCGCUGUGCAUGACGACGUAGCCACCGUCUCGCCGCUGGAACUUUGUGUUGAUAACCAAGCCGUUGCAUGUGCACGCAUCUUGGUGGAAGCCGGUGCUGCCAAUACUCAUGAGGCGGAAGACGUGUUGCCGACAGCGUGUUAUCGUGGAGGCACCGACAUUGUCGACCAGCUGCUCUCUGCAGGCGUGAACAUUGACGCCGUUGCGCGCCAGGGUGCAUGCGAGGGGUGGACGGCACUACACUGUGCCGUCAAUGCCAACAACUCUGAUCUGACCCGAACACUGCUCACACAUGGUGCAGAUGUAAACUGUACCCUUGACGUGCCUGGCUGGGCUGGCGACGGCGGCUCUCACCGUGCCCGCACUGCUCUGGCCAGGCUCGGCGUGCAGAUGGAUACCAUCGGGUCCAAGCGGCACAUGACUCCGCUGCACCUUGCUGUCUGCAAUCGGAACGCCGCCAUGUCGAAACUGCUGCUUCAAUCGGGCGCAGACGUCAACGCGCGCGACAGCGUGGGACGAACGCCGCUGUAUCUGUGCUGUGUGCAAGGCCAACACCCCUCCAUUCGAGAAAUUAUCGACACCUUGCUCCAACACGGUGCAGACUUGCACCUCAAGGCAAACAACCAAAGUGUGCUGGACAUGAAGGGCAAAUGGAAACGGACCGUGAACGCAUUCUACGCAGCAACAAACAGACUUGCAAAGGCAGUGAUGAAAGGGGACCUAUGGAGAGCAGAGAAGCUCUUGAAGACCGACCCAAGACAAGGGUCGUAUGCGUUCCACCACGUUUGCACACAUGGAACGCUGGAAGCAGUACGCUGGUUUGCAGACAAAGCCAUCAAUGUGAACAUUACCGUCAAGGGCAAAACUGCAUUGCAUGCUGCCAUUGCUGCGCAUGACUUGGCCAAGGUUCAGUGGCUGCUGACCGACAUGAGCGCAGAUGCUUCUCUCCUGGUGUCUCAAGCAAAGCUGAGCAGUCGCCCGCAGAUGGAUGCACUUGCGCUUGCAAUUGCCCAGAAGCAAGAAGCCAUUGCCCACACGCUCCUCGACCACGGUGCCGCGAUAUCCUUUGAACCGCAACCGAAACACGCGGAUGCCCUUUUCAGGGCGUGUCGAGCCGGCCUUGGCUCGCUGGCGUGGCGGUUGCUGCAGCUUGGCGCUCCGAUCCCCGAUGACGACGCCAUCGGCAGCCUUCUUGCAUCGUGCGCGUGA
Messenger RNA from Salpingoeca rosetta, 1419 nucleotides. RefSeq lists its product as uncharacterized. The transcript has 13 exons. NCBI's taxonomy places the organism in Eukaryota, Choanoflagellata, Craspedida, Salpingoecidae. Gene Ontology annotation, molecular function: protein binding. The coding region runs from base 1 to 1419 and encodes 472 amino acids. The record is from RefSeq and is a predicted model, not a curated record.